CAACUCCGCCUCCCAGCCCUCGGUCCAGCCUUGCUCUGGGUCGCAUUUUACAACUUUUAGUACCUAAUGAUUUAAAUAAGGGCUAUUCAAGUGCUCGUACUGAGAAGUUGAUUUACCGAAGAAAAAAAAAUAUCCGCUAAGUUACAGACAUCUCUUUCCCAAUUUAAGUCUUUGAGAAAAAGUAUUUUUGGGACCAAUUGCAUCACGUGAUGGACACAGAAGUUGUAGUACCACCGUUUGGCCACUAUGUCAAAUUUGCUUCAAAGCCCGUCGCUCUUCCUGGGGGCUUGGUGCUAGUUGGCCGGACAGUCUAACAUUUGCAGUCUAUCCGUCCUUACAGUUUUUCUGUUGUGUUUUUGCUUUUGUGUAAAACAACAAAAAAGACGCCAUCCAAACUAGUAAAGAAAUCCAAAGCUUGACAGACAUGCCUUGCCUAGAUACGGUUGCUACGUUUGGACAAUAACUUUUUGGGGGAGGAAUUUAGAAAACAGUCAAUUGCAACAGAAUGACAGUAACAGAGAGCAGGCAGGAACAAGGAUACUGAUGAACCAUGCGGGUACCUUUCUCUUCUCACUGACGAAAAAUGGCAACAACCGGCUCAACCUUCAACGCAACCACAGACGACUAUGACUAUAGCGAUGUGUAUGAAGAUGAAAUGUGCAACAAAACAAGCGUCAUGCGGUUUGGGGCGAUCUUCACUCUGGUGUUCUUGUCCAUGGUGGUCAUCCUCAGUCUGUUUGACAACAUCCUGGUCAUUGUGAUUCUGGUCAAGUAUGAGAAACUCAAAUCCCUCACCAACGCUUUCAUCCUGAACCUGGCUGUAUCGGAUCUCUUCUUCACCACAGGUCUGCCCUUCUGGGCCUACUAUCACAUGUAUGGAUGGACUUUUGGGGAAUAUGCGUGCAAACUAGUCAACUUUGUCUUCGACGUUGGUUUCUACAGCAGUGGUAUCCGCCUCAUCCUGAUGACUGCUCACCGUUAUGUCGCUGUCAUGAACCCUCUGUCUGGCAUUGUGUCCACCACAGGCUCCAAAAGUAUCAUAACGUGUGUGAUCGUUUGGGCUGUGAGUAUAUUUGUCGCCAGUCCAGCCUUCGUCUUCACCAAAGUGGAGCAGAAUUACUGUGGAUAUCCUAAUUCUUACUGGCGCUUAUGGGGAAUCUACCAGCAGAAUAUUCUCUUCAUAUUGAGCUCAGCGGUGUUCAUUUUUUGCUAUUCUCAGAUCAUGUGCAGGUUGCUGCGUCCUACUGUCCAAAGAAGGAGGAGCAAAACUUUAAAACUCAUUUUCACUCUCAUGGUUGUUUUCUUCGUGGGCUGGGCACCUUACAAUAUAGUUAUAUUUCUAAAGUCAUUGUACUCCUGGCCCGAACCGCCGGCUGACUCAAAGACUGUGGCUAAAAUGUGUGAAACAUCCGAUCCACUGGAUUACGCCCUUUACAUUAGCCGUCUCUUUGCCUUUUCACACUGCUGCCUCAACCCUGUGUUUUAUGUGUUUGUGGGGAUUAAAUUCAAAAACCACUUGAAGAAAAUGCUGAAGGGCUGGGGCCACAGCGAUACCGGCAUCCGCAAUAGACAUAGCCGACUCACAAUCACAUCGAUGACAAGUGGUGAAGAGUUCUCAGUGUAGUUGAUAGAGAAGUGAAACCAGAACUUCCAGGUUCUAUACCAGAGGAAAGAAAACCUAAUUCCCAUUGACAUUAUAAUGGCACAAAUAACAGAGGGGCCAGUGCCCCUGUAAUAUUAAUCCUGGACCCUGCUCUGGCCCCCCUAACUGUGGCCAACAUUUUUCACCCCACAUUUAUCCCCAGAGAGGAGAAAUUGCAAUUAUUCAUAGCUGUGAUAAAAUGUAUGUUAGCUCUGAACGAGUAUUAUUGUGUUUAUUGUUAUAUAUGUAACGUUAGUCUUUUGGAGAACCAAACCUAUGGGGGUGAUAAAUAGACUGCAUUUAUAUCCCUUUUUUAGUCUUAGUGACCACUCAAAGCGCUUUACAAACAUAGACUGUACACAUUUUCUCAAAGAUAUAUUAUAUAUAUUUACUCCCUGGAUAGUAGUCAAACUACUAAUAGUUCCUGACAUAAACUCAGUCGACUCUUGCCAGUGGGAAAAAAGCUUAAAAGCAUGCAGACGUGGCCAAGAGGGUCAGUUGUUGUUCAGACAUCAGAAUGAGGAAGAAAUGUGAUCUACUUGACUUUCUAUUCGCCAACCACACUUUCUGGCACCAACAAUCAUUUCAUGGUCAAACUGCCCAUCCGUCUGUUGAAUUUACAGAGAACUGUGCAAAAAACAUCCAGUGAGUGGCAGCUCUGUGGGCGAAAAUGCCUUGUUUAUGAGAGAGGUCAGGGGAGAAUAACCAGACUGGUUCAAGCUGACAGGAAGGCGACAGUAACUCAAAUGAGCAAUACAUACUACCUAGUAUAAGGUACACCUGAUACACCAGCCACUGAGUGUAUAAGAAGUAUGUAUUCUUUGUGAUAAAAAGUGAUAUGCAAUGUACAGUAUUUCAUCCAUCAAUUCAUCCAAAGCUCACCUUUCCAUCCAAACUGCACUAUAAUAAAACAACAAUGAGCCUUGUAUCUUUGUGUUAAUGUGAUUUUGAAUGCAUGCUGAUAAAUUGAUUAUACAUUGCAUUAUAGAUAAUAUAACUGUAUGUGAUUCACUUUGAUUAACUGUGAUUUACUUUAUGUUUUCAUAUCAAUCAUUCAGAUCAAUUAUUCUAUAUUUUCACCUUCAACAUUUUCAGAAGUUGUGCAAGUGAAAAUGAAAAAAUAUUUUCCUUUCAUGAGUAUUUUGCUUUUGAUCAUUUGGAAU
Molecule: messenger RNA, 2805 nt
Organism: Sebastes umbrosus (honeycomb rockfish)
Lineage: Eukaryota; Metazoa; Chordata; Actinopteri; Perciformes; Sebastidae
Product: chemokine XC receptor 1-like
Exons: 1
Coding region: 584-1624 (346 amino acids)
Biological process (GO): chemotaxis; G protein-coupled receptor signaling pathway; immune response
Cellular component (GO): membrane
Molecular function (GO): chemokine receptor activity
Source: RefSeq, a predicted model, not a curated record